Zingiber officinale is the source of this 678-nucleotide messenger RNA. RefSeq lists its product as uncharacterized. The record is from RefSeq and is a predicted model, not a curated record. The transcript has 4 exons. Bases 1 to 678 code for a protein of 225 amino acids. Lineage: Eukaryota; Viridiplantae; Streptophyta; Magnoliopsida; Zingiberales; Zingiberaceae. Gene Ontology annotation, molecular function: nucleic acid binding.
AUGAACAAGGUGUUCCGUCUACAGAUCGGCCGCAGCAUGGAGAGCAACAGCCAAGCUAAAGUCACCAACCGAGAUAUCCUUAGAGGAUUACGGGCUCGACUCGACCACGCUGGAGGAAGCUGGGUUGAUGAGCUCCUGAGUGUCUUGUGGGCUCAUCGUACCACACCAAGGGAGGCGAUCGGUGUCACACCAUUCCACCUAGUGUACGGCAGUGAGGCAGUAGUUUCAGUGGAAGUCGGAGUAGAGUUCGAUCGGGUGCAGCUCUACGACGAUGAAAACAUCGAGCAAAGGCUCAUGGAGCUCAACCUUGUGGACGAAGCGCGAGACAAGGCCGUUAUCCGGCUGAUGGCAUACAGACAACGCAUAAAGCAGAACUACAAUCGAAGGGUGAUCCUAAGGUCAUUUCAGCGCAGAAGGGAGAUAUCCACCGUCCUUCAGCUGGUCGAUAGUUCCAUCAAUUCCAAAGUUGAGAAGGUGGAGCGCUUGUACGAAUUUGGCCUCCUUCAGGUUCUGAGGCAGGACUCGAGCCUUUUUGUUUUUGAUCUCCAAGUCCUCAAUGGCUCGGAGUUUUCUGGUGUUGGCCGAAUAGAUCUUCGACUCAAAAGAGCUGGCCUGUUUAUUGAGCCUCACCAGUUGCGAAGCCUGAUCGGCGUUCUUGCUCCUUUCCUCCUACAGUAG